This is a messenger RNA of Alnus glutinosa, 4030 nucleotides long. RefSeq names its product disease resistance protein RPV1-like. NCBI's taxonomy places the organism in Eukaryota, Viridiplantae, Streptophyta, Magnoliopsida, Fagales, Betulaceae. Gene Ontology annotation, biological process: signal transduction; defense response. The transcript has 5 exons. Gene Ontology annotation, molecular function: ADP binding. The coding region runs from base 32 to 3754 and encodes 1240 amino acids. The record is from RefSeq and is a predicted model, not a curated record.
UCAACUAACUACUUGUCUUCCAACUUCGUCCAUGGCCAUGGCUUCCUACCCACCUUCUUCUUCUUUUUCUUUUUCUUCUUCUUCCUCUUCCUCUUUUCGAUGGGAUGUAUUCUUGAGUUUUAGAGGCGAAGACACUCGCACAACUUUUACUGCUCAUCUAUACACAGCUUUGCGUCGAAACGGAAUCAACACCUUCAUGGACGACAAACUUAGAAGCGGAGACGAAAUUUCACCAACACUUCUCAAAGCCAUUGAAGAGUCUGAGAUUUCAAUCAUUGUACUCUCUAAAAACUACGCAUCAUCCCGAUGGUGCUUGGAUGAGCUAAUAAAGAUCCUCGACUGUAGAAAAACAAGGGGGCAACAGGUCCUACCGUUGUUCUACUACGUAACUCCUUCGGAAGUACGUCAUCAAACCAAUACUGUUGGGGAAGCAUUUGCUCAACUUGAAAAAUGGUACAAGGAUGAUGAGAAGAAGGUGAAGAUGUGGAAGUCAGCCCUAACACAAGUGGCCGCUUUGUCAGGGUGGCCUUUGGAGAACAGGAAUGAACCUGAAUUUAUUCACAAAAUCAUUGAAUGGGUGAAUUCUAUAUUAGUGAAAAAGACAUACUUAGAAGUUGCCCGGUAUCCGGUUGGAAUAGAGUCCCGUGUACAAUAUGUGAAGUCGCUUUUAGAUAUAGCGAAGAAUGAUAGUACGUGCAUGGUAGGGAUCUUCGGAACUGGUGGAAUUGGUAAGACAACUAUCGCCAAAGCUAUUUACAACUCGAUGGCUUCUCAGUUUGAAGGUAGUUGUUUUCUUAGAGACAUUAGAGAAACUUCAGGCCAAAUGGACGGUUUGAUCCGUUUGCAAAAGAAGCUUCUUUCUGAGAUCCUAGGAGGUUCAAGUCCAAUGAUUGGCAAUGUUGAUCAAGGAAUUACUUUGAUAGAGAAGAGGCUUCGCCUAAUAAGGGUACUUCUAGUUCUUGAUGAUGUGGAUCAGUUAGACCAAUUACAAAAGUUAGCUGGAAAAACUACUUGGUUUGGCGUAGGAAGUAGAAUCAUCAUAACAACAAGAGAUAAACAUUUACUUUGUGCACAUGAAGUUGAUUCAGCGUACCUGGUAAAUGGGUUGGAUCAUAAUGAAGCUCUUCAGCUUUUUAGUUGGCAUGCCUUCAAUAGAAAUAAACCUGAUGAUGAUUUUGUGGAUAUCACAAAAGAUGCGGUAAGUUAUGCCGGAGGAUUGCCACUAGCUUUAACACUGCUAGGCUCGACUCUAAAAGGUAGAAAAUUACCUUAUUGGGAAAGUAAAUUGGCCAUGUACAAAUUAAUUCCUCACGAUGAUAUUCAAAAAAAGCUUAGAAUAAGUUUUGAUGGGUUGGAUGAAAAUGCCAAAAAUAUUUUCCUUGACAUUGCAUGUUUCUUCAGAGGAAGAAGGGUAGAAGAAGUCACAAAAAUACUAGAUUGUACUCGUGGUUCUCACUCAUAUAGUGUUGCCAUUGAAGAGUUAAUGGAUAAGUGUCUUGUAACACAGUCUUGGUUCGAAAGAUCAUUGGAGAUGGAUAAGUGUCUCGUAACACGGUCUUGGUUCGAAAGAUCAUUGGAGAUGCAUGACUUACUGCAAGAAAUGGGUAGAGAAAUUAUUCGACAAGAAUCACCCGAUGAACCUGGCAAGCGCAGUAGAUUGUGGUAUCAUAAAGAUGUUCGGGAUGUCCUAGAAGGAAAUGCGGGAACAAACAAAGUUGAGGGCAUAUUGAUAGAUUUGCCUAAACCAGACUUGAUACACUUAAGUUCCAAAGCCUUCAAGAAUAUGACAAGGCUCAAAAUAUUUAUCAACCGUAAUGCACACUUUUUUGAAGAGCCUAAUUUUCUUUCUAAAGAGAUAAGAUUGCUUGAUUGGAAUAAUUAUUCUGGAGAAUUUUUGCCAUCCAAUCUUUGUGGAAAGAACCUUGUUGUUUUAAUAAUGCAUCAAAGUCAGCUCAAGGAACUGAAGGGAAUCCAGAAUUUCCAAAACUUGACAAUUAUGAAAUUCAUUGAUUGUGAGUUCCUAAGAAAAAUUCCUAAUGUUUCAAGGACCCCACAUUUAGAGGAGUUGGAUCUUAGUGGUUGCAAAAAUUUAGUUGAGGUUCAUCCUUCUAUUGGAUUCCAUGAUAAGCUUGUUAGUUUGAAACUUGAAGAAUGCUAUAAUCUUAGGAGUUUUCCAAGAAGCCUCAAAAUGAGAUCUCUAAAAUUUCUUAGCCUUUGGCAUUGCUCAAGCCUUGAGAACUUCCCUGAAAUUGAGUGUCAAAUGGAAUGUUUAGAGUAUAUCAACUUGGCAUUAACCGGUAUAAAGGAACUACCUUCAUCUUUUGGGUACCUCGUUGGGGUUAGAACCUUGGGUCUAACUGGUUUCACAAACCAUAUGACUCUUUCAGAUAGCAUUCAUAAGUUGAAACAUUUAGAAAUACUACACAUUGGGUGCCUGGAUGCUUUUAAGCUACCAAGUUAUCUAGAAGGCAGUUACCGUAGACUUCCUCGUCGUUCAAAAGUUGCUAAGUUUCCAAAAAUAGUGGAGGAUACGAGACAACCCAUGCCCGAAGUUGAAUCCAUAGAGGAAUCAACAAUUUCAUCGGUGGCAGAAUUACUCCAAUUGCCGCCUUUGGCGAAUACAAGCGGUUCUAAUUUAUUUAGAACCCUUAAUUGUUGCUCCACAUUGAUUGAAUUAGAUCUAUCAAUGAGUGAUAUUGUUACCAUUCCUCCAUACAUCAGACAAUGUGUUAGAUUGAAGGACCUUUUUUUGAACGAUUGCGAGCAACUUCGAGAAAUUCUAGGAAUUCCGCCAAAUUUAAUUCAAAUGCAUGCGAGUGGGUGUGUGUCAUUGGAAAUAUUUUUAGAAGAAGCUAGAAGAUCUCCAUUGUUUAACGCACCAGAGGCCCUAUUCCAGGUUGGAACAAUAUUUCCAGAGUUGAUUCUUGGAAACCGUGUUCCAACACAAUCAGAGUUCUUGAUUCAACGCGAUUGCCCUUCUAGUUUGGCGAUUCUUGAUCUAUCAAGAAGCGCUAUUGUUAGCCUUCCUACAUGGUUGAACACAUUUGUUGGAUUGGACUUUCUUCAAUUGAACAGUUGCAAUCAACUUGAAGAAAUUCCUGAACUUCCACCAAAUAUAAGACAGGUACGUGCGGGAGGAUGCAUGUCAUUGGAAAGAUUUCAAUUUAAUAAUAUAAAGGAUUUACCAAGGCUUGACCUGAUUGACCUCUCCAAUUGCCAUGGACUGCAUGAAAAUAUGUUGGAUGAUCUGCAAAUUCAUUUAUUGAGUGAGUGGCAUCUUAAGGACCAUCACAUUAGCUGUAUAUUUCCAGGAAAUAAGAUUCCAGAUUACUUCAGUCAUCGUAAAGAGCUUUCAAAUACCCAUUUGGGUGAAAUAGAUAUCAAUGAGCCUCUACAUUUGGAUUCGGGGAAUGCAAUAUUUGCUUUCUCAGCUGUCAUUGGAAGAGAGGAUGCCCAACGUGGGGGUAAUAUUGAAAUUCACGUUGAAGUCAUCAAUGAUAUUGGUCAACACAUCUAUUCUUAUAGGCCGGAAAUGGAAAUUGUAUUUAUCCCAGAAGCCUCAGAUAAUGUAUGGUUGAGGUACCAUAUUGUGCCACACCAUUCUCUACUAAAGACGGAUAAUUUUCGAGUUAUAUUUAGAUGCAAGGUCUUUCCUUUAGAGACAAGGUUCUUUAAAAGUUGCGGAUUCCAUCUACAACAUAGAUAUGAAGAGGAAGCGAUAAUUGAUGAUAUUCAAAUUGCUGAGACACCAUGAUAAUGAUGAUGAUGAUGAUGAUGAUGGCAACUUGGAAUUCAAUUGGUACCCACAACAAAAGAGGCAUUCUUCUUCCUUUCGAGCUAUACCAUAUUUGUUGCAGAUCUGUUCACCUAUGAGUUCAAGUUGGUCUGUAUUAUGUUCAUUCUUCUUCUUGUUCGUGAUGAAGUCCCUAGCUUGGGUUAUCAUCCAAGUGUUUCUCCUAUUUAUACUCCUGUUUUGUAGUUAAUGUGUUGGAUUAAUUUAUCUUUUUUUCAAAGCCGAUUUUCAGGGUUU